Magallana angulata is the source of this 1596-nucleotide messenger RNA. Its product is annotated as G-protein coupled receptor GRL101-like. Gene Ontology annotation, biological process: G protein-coupled receptor signaling pathway. Gene Ontology annotation, cellular component: membrane. The record is from RefSeq and is a predicted model, not a curated record. The transcript has 2 exons. Gene Ontology annotation, molecular function: G protein-coupled receptor activity; protein binding. Bases 1 to 1596 code for a protein of 531 amino acids. NCBI's taxonomy places the organism in Eukaryota, Metazoa, Mollusca, Bivalvia, Ostreida, Ostreidae.
AUGAGGAAUGUUUUGGCUCAUUAUUUCAAGGCAAGUGAUGGCCAUUACCUCGCUGUAAAAAAGAUGAGUCACGACAGCAGAAUAAUUGGCAUUGAAUAUUUUAAUCCCUAUAUUCAAACCUUGACAAAUUUAAGUAACUGUAACAUUUCUGGACAAGCGAUUUAUCUUAUCGAAUCUAAAAUUCUUGAUUUGAGCAGAAACAGAAUCCGGCAUUUCUCUGUAAACAGAAGAAUAGAGAUUUUAUACAUUCAACACAAUUUGCUUGACGCAGUUGCACUAGUUAAAAAAAUUGAUCCAAGGGAAAGCUACGUCUUUUUACCCUUAUUUAAUCUAUCUAUCUUAGACAUGUCCUUUAACAAAAUCACGAAGCUUCAGCAAAAGGAUUUCGAGCACUUUUUGAUGUUAAUAUCCUUAAACCUCUCUGGUAAUCAAAUACAAGAUAUCGAUGAAAAUACCUUUUCCGACUUAUCCAAGCUAGUUUCCAUUGACUUAUCUGGGAACGAUAUUUCCGUUAUCCAAAGUGGUCUUUUCAGGUCACUCAGACAACUUCAGUUUCUGUACAUUCAAAGGAACAACAUCUUCCAGGUGUCCAGUGAUGUAUUUCACGGUCUAGUAAACAUGAAAUUCCUGCAAGUAGAAUCAUUCUCAAUCUGUUGUGUCAAACCCCAGUCGCUAUACAACGUAAAGUGCGUGGCGCCAUCUAUCGAUAUCUCCUCCUGCGACCAUCUAAUUGCGGUACCUAUUCUUAAUGUCACAAUGUGGUAUAUGGCGCUCUUUGCCUUCUUUGGAAAUGUCAUCGUGAUAAUAUAUACCGUGUCUUCCUUGAAGAAAAAAGUUUCUAUUACCUACUUCAUCCUGACUCUGAAUCUAAGUUUUGCUGAUCUGCUAAUGGGAGUUUAUCUCUUCAUCAUUGCUAUAGUUAACUUGAGAUAUACAGGUACGUAUGGUUUAAUGGACUACGCGUGGAGACACAGUUGGCUAUGCACUCUGGCUGGUAUCUUAGCAACGGUUUCCAGUGAGACGUCAGCUUUCACGGUUUUUCUAAUUACCGUUGACCGUUUUCUAGCCAUCAAGUAUUCCAUUUCGAAAACUUGUCUGACCAAAAGAAGAGUUAUUGGACUAUGUGCUUUUAUUUGGCUUACAUCAUGGCUUUUGGCAACCCUUCCACUGCUGAUUUACGAAAACUUUUAUUCCAAGUCCGGGAUUUGCAUCUCGCUGCCACUCUCUGUAUUUAGAAAGACUGGAUGGAGAUAUUCAAUGAUGAUCUUUGUGGGGAUGAAUGCUAUGCUGUUCACUGGAAUUCUUAUUGGUCAGAUUGCUAUAUUUGUCGAAGCACUGAGAGUAGGAAAAGACGUUAGAUCCGCAAAAGUACGUAAAAGAGAGAUUUCAUUGGCUAAGACUUUGAUAGGAAUCAUUGUUACAGACAUGCUUUGCUGGAUACCGAUUGGAGUCAUUGGAAUGCUGACUUUCUCUGGUGAGGAAGUCCCCACUGACGUGUACGCUUGGAUCAUUGUUCUCGUGCUGCCUGUUAACUCGGCCCUGAACCCCAUCCUCUAUACAAUGACUGCUGUCAUCCGACAAAAAGUAAGAUAUUAA